This is a messenger RNA of Ruditapes philippinarum (Manila clam), 1281 nucleotides long. Its product is annotated as glycine receptor subunit alpha-3-like. The transcript is spliced from 8 exons. Gene Ontology annotation, biological process: nervous system process; signal transduction; regulation of membrane potential. Gene Ontology annotation, cellular component: synapse; membrane; neuron projection. NCBI's taxonomy places the organism in Eukaryota, Metazoa, Mollusca, Bivalvia, Venerida, Veneridae. The annotation marks the transcript as partial. Gene Ontology annotation, molecular function: extracellular ligand-gated monoatomic ion channel activity; neurotransmitter receptor activity; chloride channel activity. The record is from RefSeq and is a predicted model, not a curated record.
ACAACAGACAGAUGCUACUAAGCUGGGACAUAAAGAUAUUGGAUUUAUUUGUCUUACCACUUGGCAUUGAUUUAUCGGCAGUAAUCAAAGUUUACCAUGAACAUUUUACAAAUAAAUGGAAAUUACAUGACUUUGUAAAGGAUAUUGGAAGUUACCACUUGCUUGUUUCGAAUAAUUAUGUUUAUUCAAAAACAUUUAUCUAGCAUAUAACUUGAAUAAUACUAUUACAUGUAUUAUGGUUUGGAAAAACUAGACAUUACAUUUUAUGAUGGGAAAUAUUAUUUGAAAUGCGAAUGUGUUGAAUGUUUGGCGAAAUCGAAUUUUGAGCGAGAAUAUUUCUUCAAUACAUAAAAAGCGAUGAAUGUGUCACUUAUGGCGAUAAUGUUACUGUGGUUUUUAAAGGGAAAUUAUGGACAGAAAAGACAGGAUUUCAUCCAAGCCCUCCUCGAGGACUACGACAGUAGGAUUCCACCAAAUUUCGAGAAAGAUUACCCAUGCGAAGUCAACGUAAGCCUCUACAUUAACAGCAUUGAUUCUAUAGACGAACAGAAAAUGGACUUCACUUUAAGCACAUUUGUCAGUCAAGAAUGGAUAGACACAAGAUUGAGUUUCAGAAAUCUCAUACUUGCGGAUUACCUCGAAUUAGAUUCCAGAUUGAUGGAAAAUGUCUGGGUUCCAGACCUAUAUGUUCGGAACGAGAAGCAAGCGUAUUUCCAUACAGUUACUAUUCCAAAUAAGAUGUUACAUAUUUACAAAAACGGAGUGGUAAAAUAUAGAUCUAGGAUCACGUUAACUGCAUCAUGUCCUAUGAAACUUCACAAGUAUCCAAUGGACAGACAGAUGUGUUCAUUAUUUAUACAAAGUUUUGCAUUUACGACAAAUCGAUUAGUAUUCAGAUGGCGGAAGAACGAGCCUAUCAGAUUGAAUCCAAAUCUUGAAUUGCCCCAGUUCACACCGUACAGACAUGAGACAGAAAACUGUACAGAUAUCGGAGAAGGCAACACCUGUUUACAAUUCAAUAUAUAUCUUGAACGGAACAUUGGAUUUUAUAUGAUACAGACAUAUAUACCCAGUGUUCUCAUUGUCAUGUUGUCAUGGCUGUCGUUUUGGCUUAAUGUUGAUGCCGUUCCUGCUCGAAUAUCUCUAGGUAUUCUUACUGUUCUGACAAUGACAACCCAAAGGAGUAUGUCCAAUGUUUCAUUGCCACGAGUGUCUUAUGUAAAGGCUAUUGAUGUUUGGAUGGCCGUUUGCCUUUGUUUUGUAUUUUCUGCAUUGCUCGAG